AUGGACACGACGGCACCGCCCUCGAUGGAGGCACAGGGCGCGCCGCCGUCGCAACAGCAGCAACAGCAACAGCAACAGCAACAGCAACAGCACGUCCACGACCCGCGCACCAACGGCCUCUCACGGCAGCCCAUCGACCCCCUCGACCCCCUCUCCGCGCCCCGCUCGCAGAGCCUCACCCAGCAAGACCGCGCAGACGCCCCUGUGCGCUCCAUGACAGACCCCGCCCAGAACGAGCAGCAACUGCAGCCCCCCAAGCCGAAGCGUAGCGGCAAGAUCUGCGGAAAGUGCGGCGAGGGCCUGACCGGCCAGUUCGUCCGCGCAUUGGGCGGCACAUACCACCUGGAGUGCUUCACCUGUCACGAUUGCGGCAAAAUCGUCGCCUCCAAGUUCUUCCCCGUCCCCGAGAAGCCUCCGGGCCAGUACCCUCUCUGCGAGACCGACUACUUCCGCCGCCUCGAUCUGCUGUGCCACGAAUGCGGCCAGGCCCUCCGUGGCUCCUACAUCACCGCCCUCGAGCGCAAAUACCACAUUGAGCACUUCACCUGCUCCGUGUGCCCUACCGUCUUCGGCGCCUCGGACAGCUAUUACGAACACGAAGGCAGCGUCUACUGUCACUACCACUACUCCACCAAGUUUGCCCAGCGCUGCAAUGGCUGCCAGACAUCCAUCCUCAAGCAGUUUGUCGAAAUCUACCGCAACGGCCAGAACCAGCACUGGCAUCCCGAAUGCUACAUGAUCCACAAGUACUGGAACGUGCGCCUGCACUCGACCGGCCAGCCUGUCAUCGAGAGCAUGCACGCCGCCGAAGGCGAGGCUACAGACGCCGUCCGCGACAGCGUGCGACAGCAAGAGGAGGAGAUCGAAGCCAAAGUCAACUGGAUCUGGAAGACGCUGUCCGCCUUUGAAGAAAAGUCCGCCACAUGCAUCUCCGACAUGCUGCUGCACGUAAGCAACGGCGCCUAUGUGGACGGCGUCCUGGCGGCCAAAAAGUUCAUCAUCCACGUCGAGCUGUUGUUCAACGCUGCAGACGACCUCGAUGCCCAACUGGUCGCCAAAACCCCAAAGGGCCUGACGUACUCUCGCGAGGCAAAGCUGCUCUGCAAAAAGGUCGUCGCCUUCUUCGCCCUCCUCACCCAGUCCCAAGGCACAGGCGUGCGCCGUCUGGGCGUCACACAAGAACUCCUCUCCCUGGUCACCGGCCUGGCUCACUACCUCAAGCUGUUGAUUCGCAUCUGUCUGCAAGGCGCCUUGAAGCUCGAGCGCGAGACAAGGAGCUCCACCGGGCUCACGAGCUUCCUAUCCCAGGUCAACGCACUCGACGCCAAGCUGGAAGAGGAGGCAUCGAGGGACCCAACGGCGGAAGCAGCCGUCCUCAUCCCCAGAUGGGCCGACGCGUGUCCCAUCUGCGAUCUCCAGGUCGAAGACAAGUGUCUCCACCUCAACAACAUGUCCUUCAACUACAGCUGCAUGCUAUGCCGCAGCUGCAACGCCGACCUGCGCCACGACAUCAGACAAGCGUACUGGAGCCCGUCGUCGAAACGCGUCUUCUGCCCAGCAUGCGCUGCAGCACAGCCAGAUGCGGAGAACGGCUUCCGUCACGUUACCAAGCUGCGCCAGUACGUCCACCUGCUCAAGGUAGCGCACGCCCGCCUCAUGGCUACGCUGCGCUCCAGCGGUGCCCUGCCUCACACAUCCGAUGACCCUAACCUGACAGGCUACGAUUCCUCCCUUGGCCACCGCAUGGACAACAACGGCACCGCGCUGGCACCUCCUCACCUGCGAGGCGACGCCCGAUCCAAAUCAUACAAUGGCUCUGAUGCAAACCCCGCUGGCCAGGGCAGCUCCAAUGCUGCGUACGAGCAGUCCAUGUCUGACAUCAAACGUCUGCGCUCUACACGCCUCGACAAGCACCUCUCCAACACCAUGAAACGAGCCCGUGCAUCGAGGAUCAUCGAUGGCUCAGAAGGCUACGAAGCGGGAGCCAACACGGAGAUGCGCGGUGGCAUGCAGAUUGUCAACGAACGCGACCAGGUCGACAUGAACAGCGCCACGCUCGCCGUCAACUCGCUUGCGCUGGACGACAUUGCCCGCAUGGCCGCCAUGGAACAGCAGCGAGAGCAAAGACCCAACGCCUUCCGCGCUGGUGGCACGGCGCUCCUCGGCCAAGAUCACGCAAAGGUACGCCACGGCCACCGUCGCGACUUCUCAGGAGGCCAAGACUUGAACCACAUCGGUGAUGGUCGCUCCCGCACCUUCUUCUCGGAACUGUCUCCACUGGAGUACUUCAAGCUGAAGGGUCUCGCUGUGUUGCAGCUAGGCCUGCUCCUCGACGAGAACCAAUACAACCAAGAGGACCUGCUCGACCUGAUCGAGUCCAAGAAGCACAAUUUCUGGGGCAAAAUCGGCUUCGGCAAGGCAAAAGGCAAACCGAAGAAGCCUUCAACGGUCGAGAAGCCAGCUUUUGAGAACGCCACCUUCAAGCAGUCCCUAGAAUGGCUAGUGGAGAAGAAGGGCUGUGAGUGUACGGAAGGCGUAGGACCGGGUGCGUUGAAGGUUCCAGCGUUGCUGCAAGAUGCCAUCACCGCGAUGAGGAACAUGGAUAUGUCUAUCGAGGGCGUCUUCCGAAAGAACGGCAACCUCAAGGCAUUGCGAGAGCUCGAAGUCGAGGUAGACCAGAAGGGCGUGGAACAAGUCGAUCUCAGUUCGAAAAACCCGGUCAUCCUCGCCAACCUUCUCAAACGCUUCUUGCGAGUCAUGCCGGAUCCAGUCUUGACGUUGAAGCUCUACAAGCUGUUCAUGACAGCCAAUGGCAAGUGCUCCAGUCACGACCCGCUCGACCUUGAACUAACCAGACCAGACAUUGAGGAUGAAGAGCGGAGAAAAAAGGUUCUCCACCUGGUGCUGUGCUUGCUGCCAAAAGCCCACCGCGAUACGAUGGAGGUUCUGUUCUGCUUCCUCAACUGGGUGUCCUCCUUCCACACCGUCGAUGAAGAGUCGGGUAACAAGAUGGACACAUGGAACAUCGCAACUGUGAUAGCUCCCAACAUCCUCCGGGAGAGCAACGACAAGGAAGUCCGCAGCGUCGAUCAAGGCGCGGUCAAGGUUGUUUUCGAUCUCAUCGAAAACAACGAUGAAUUCUCCGAGGUGCCUCCCGAGAUCAUGGAGCUCCUCAGCGACGACAGCGCAACCGAUAUGAGCGCCAAGGAGAUUAUGCGACGCUGGGAGCAGCGAGGCAAAGAUCCUAACGCGCCUACCUUGGCAGCAUCACCCAAGAACCAAGGGAGCAUUGCAAAACGCAGAGACGAACGAAACGCUCCACAGAUUACUGACGCAGAUGACAAUCCCACAGCCAUGGCAGGCGAGUCGUCGGUACGACACGUUGCAAACGCUGCUGGGAACAAGAACACCUCGCCAUCGCGUCCUCACGACACGGGCGCACCGAUUCUACCCUACGGCCCAAACCCACAAGCUUCGGCGGAAAGCCAUCGUACCGCGUCGCCACAUCGACAUAGCUAUCGCUCGCCGCAGUACCAAAAGCAGCAGCAGAUCAGCACCACGGGAGCAGGAUGA
Molecule: messenger RNA, 3573 nt
Organism: Ascochyta rabiei
Lineage: Eukaryota; Fungi; Ascomycota; Dothideomycetes; Pleosporales; Didymellaceae
Product: Rho-type GTPase activating protein Rga1
Exons: 4
Coding region: 1-3573 (1190 amino acids)
Biological process (GO): signal transduction; actin cytoskeleton organization
Cellular component (GO): cytoplasm
Source: RefSeq, a predicted model, not a curated record